Messenger RNA from Parnassius apollo (apollo), 708 nucleotides. Lineage: Eukaryota; Metazoa; Arthropoda; Insecta; Lepidoptera; Papilionidae. The record is from the annotation of a GenBank genome assembly.
AUGAUUAAAGAAGAGCUGCAAGCCAAAGGGUAUGCCAUACGUCAAAUAGUCAACGUAUUGCAUAGAACAACAAAAGAAAAACUACCUCUCUACUUUGUAGAUUUAGAGCCACAAGCCAACAAUAAGGAUAUUUUCAGUAUAAAAUACAUCAACCAUGUCAAAGUUACAAUCGAAGCACCUUACAAGAAAAAAGAAGUAUUGCAAUGUAAGAGAUGUCAAAGAUUUGGGCACUGUAAAAAUCAAUGCUUUAGACCUUUUCGAUGUGUCAAAUGCGUAAAAGAUCACCCAACAAGCACAUGUACUAAAACUUCUGAGUUAGAAGCAGUGUGCGCUAAUUGUCAAGGCAAACACCCGGCGAGCUACAAAGGUUGCAUUAAAUAUAAGCAGUACAAAGAAAAAAUUCUAAGCCUCAAACCCGCCCAACAACCCAAACAAACACACGUUACUACACACCCAAAACAGAGCAUCACCGAGAAUGACAAAUCAACGCACCACACAGGCUUCAGCUAUGCCAGUGUACUGAAGAACAAGCGUGACAAUUCUUUUACUCAGUCACGCGUUCCUAUUUUGGACGCGAGCCAACAGAAUAUAACAAGCUUAUUGGACACAAUGUUUGAAAGAUUCCAAAAAAUCAUGAAAGACAUGAUGGACAGCAUGAUUGAUCAGAUGAUCAAACUAGUUACACGACUUACCGCACAUAGGGACUAA